Messenger RNA from Jaculus jaculus (lesser Egyptian jerboa), 3390 nucleotides. RefSeq names its product protein O-fucosyltransferase 1 (gene Pofut1). Bases 1 to 1182 code for a protein of 393 amino acids. The record is from RefSeq and is a predicted model, not a curated record. Gene Ontology annotation, molecular function: peptide-O-fucosyltransferase activity. Lineage: Eukaryota; Metazoa; Chordata; Mammalia; Rodentia; Dipodidae. Gene Ontology annotation, cellular component: endoplasmic reticulum. The transcript is spliced from 7 exons. Gene Ontology annotation, biological process: Notch signaling pathway; regulation of Notch signaling pathway; protein O-linked glycosylation via fucose.
AUGGGCGCCGCCGCGUGGCCGCCGCCACCCCUGCCGCUGCCGGCGCGUCUCCUGCUGCUGCUGCUGCUGCUGUCGCUCCCGGCGUGGCCCGUGGGUUCCUGGGACCCGGCCGGUUACCUGCUCUACUGUCCCUGCAUGGGGCGCUUUGGGAACCAAGCAGAUCACUUCCUGGGCUCCCUGGCGUUUGCAAAGCUGCUGAACCGCACGUUGGCUGUACCUCCAUGGAUUGAGUACCAGCAUCACAAGCCUCCUUUUACCAAUCUUCACGUGUCCUAUGAAAAGUACUUCAAACUAGAGCCCCUCCAGGCCUACCAUCGGGUCAUCAGCCUAGAGGACUUCAUGCAGAAGCUGGCACCCAUCCACUGGCCCCCUGAGAAGCGGGUGGCAUACUGUUUUGAGGUGGCAGCCCAGCGAAGCCCUGAUAAGAAGACAUGCCCCAUGAAGGAAGGAAACCCCUUUGGCCCGUUCUGGGACCAGUUUCAUGUGAGUUUCAGCAAGUCGGAGCUCUUCUCAGGCAUUUCCUUCAGUGCCUCCUACAAGGAACAAUGGAUUCAGAGAUUUUCUCCAAAGGAACACCCAGUACUCGCACUGCCAGGGGCCCCAGCCCAGUUCCCCGUCCUGGAAGAGCACAGGUCACUCCACAAGUACAUGGUGUGGUCAGACGAGAUGGUGCGGGCAGGAGAGGCCCAGAUCAGUGCCCACCUCAUCCGGCCCUAUGUGGGCAUUCAUCUGCGCAUUGGCUCUGACUGGAAGAAUGCCUGCACCAUGCUGAAGGACGGGACUGCAGGCUCACACUUCAUGGCCUCCCCUCAGUGUGUGGGUUACAGCCGCAGCACAGCGACCCCCCUCACCAUGACCAUGUGCCUCCCUGACCUGAAGGAAAUCCAGCGGGCUGUGCAGCUCUGGGUGAGGGCGCUGAACGCCCAGUCCAUCUACAUUGCCACAGAUUCCGAGAGCUAUGUGCCAGAGAUCCAGCAGCUGUUCAAAGAGAAGGUGAAGGUGGUGAGCCUGAAGCCUGAGGUGGCCCAGAUUGACCUCUACAUCCUUGGCCAAGCAGACCACUUUAUUGGCAACUGUGUCUCUUCCUUCACUGCCUUUGUAAAGCGGGAGCGGGACCUGCAGGGGAGGCCAUCUUCCUUCUUUGGCAUGGACAGGCCACCUCAGCUGCGGGAUGAGUUCUGAUCCUGGCUGGAGGCCCACAGCCAGACUCGGCAGGCAGAGGUGCUCCCAGGACGGUGGUCUCUGUCUCUUCUCUCCCUCCAGAGAUGGAAGGUAGUACCAGAGACUCCUGGAAGAGGGCGAUGUUCCACCCAAGGACACGGGCCUUCCAAGCACUCCAGCCCAACGUCUUCUGGCUGUGUACUCCCUGGGAAUAUUCACUUCACAGAACAGCCCACUCUAUACUCUGGCCUGUUCUCCUCUGAGCAGCUUGCAGUGCUGAACUCUUUUCAGAGUGAUUUUUAUAGAGAGCAAUGUUUUUAUAGAUGGUUUCUUUCUUUCUUUGUUUUUUGGUGGCAUCGGAGUAAGGUUAUGACAUGGUCUCAUGUAGUUUCAAAUUUGCUGUAUAGUCCAGGCUGGCCUUGGAAUUCCUAAUCUUCCCUCCGUCCACCUCCCAGGCGCUGGGAUGUACACACUUGUGCCAAAAGGCCUAGCAGAUUUUUAUAGCUUUGAUACAAAACUUUAACUACCUGAGGACUCGCUCAGUUUUAAAACUCAGUCAAGUUCAUUACAAUAGAUAGCUAAAGUGACCUUAACUAAGUAUGGAUGAAGCCAGGGCUGGUGUAAGCCUAUUGACCACUUUUGCAGGGCUCCCCCAGUGUGGUCCUCAGACCCCUACUGCCUGGCCUUAGCCAUUGUCACCCCCUCCCAUCUGCUAAGCCAUUUCUAGGGUUUGGGAAAUGAAGGCUGUGUCGUGGACGCUGCACAUGGGAGGCUGUAGGAGUGCGCUGUGCGGGACUCUGCAGGGAGCUGUCGUGCCUCUCACACAGCGUGUUCCCAGUACGAAGCCUGCACCAUCAAGGAAGAUGAUCACGUGUUGGCUCUCUCUUAGCCCCGUCAGGCCUCAGCAUGCAUCAGGAGGGGUCAGGGCUAGUACCGGGGCAGGAUGCCCUCAAGGCUACUUUCUCCAAGGCUCUUCUCCCAGCCCGUGCCCUGUGGCUUUAGCCUCUACACCUGCUAUUCCCCAAGGAAUGUUGCCAAGGCUCUGACAGGAGCCCUCUGAAAUGGGGGCUCAGAAGCAGCCUUUGCCUGUUCUGCCAGCGCAGUGCAGGGCAGGGGCACUGCGGUCCUAGGACUUUGCCCCUCACGCUGCAGUUCUCUAGUGCUCGCUGUCUCCCGAGAGCCAGUGAGUUUCGACCACGUGAGUCUCAGCCCUGUAUCUGAAACUCGGGGAUCUUUACCCUGCCACGUACCUCCCUCAGCAUCCCUUCUGUAGUCUGUAGCUAGCCCAGAGCUCCCUGCAAGGGGCUUCUGCCUUGAGGACCUUGGAAGGAAGUAUUCUGUUGUCAGGGAUAGACUGAACCCAGGUCACACGCUGUCCACACCAAAGCUGGCAUUUGCUGCAUAGACCUCUGGUCAGCUCUGAGCAGAAGGAACUGCAGAAAGGGCUUUGGUGGCUUCCCCUUCAGGGAAAACAGUCCAGCGUUUUAAUCCUGGUGAACAUAGAGAUGGCUUAUCUGUCCCAACUUGCUCUCAGCCUCACCCAGAGGAAGGGCCACAGACAGGUGGCCUGUGUGCUAGCCACCUCCAUGGAGCUCAUCUCGGAGUUCACUUGCCACUCCCAGCCUUACGUGGGGCACACGCUGUAGAGGCUGCCGCUGUAGUGGCCAUCCAUACCAUCCUGGUGGGCACCAUGCUGCCAGAGGGGACACUGGGGCCAUCAUCAGACUCAGCCAUGCCUGUGCACAUGCACUUUACUCUUUGGCCCAGCUUCCUCCUCUGUAAAGCGGUGAUAAACUGCAGGUCGUUAAAAGGCCCAAAUCAGCUAAUGUACAUAUAUUAGAGCACAUUGUAAACUUGGAAGAGGCACACCUGUGUGGCCCUUGAUGAUGACUGUGAUUGCUUCUUGCCGUGCAUCUAGCCCAGGCCAGGCACUGUGCUGAAUGUUUUGUGGACAUUCUUCUGCUUAGUUCCCACCCCACUAAUAGCAUUACCUUUCUGUUUAUUCACAAGGAGAAUGAGUGCUCAGAGAAUCCUCCUCGUUUUCCCAAAGCUGGGGAGCCAGGCCCUCACCUCUGAAGGCAGUCCUGUUGGCCAGUGCCCUCUGCUGCCAUUGCCCCCCAGGGUGCAUCCGCCUGGGCUCCCACUGCACCUGCUGUGGGCUUGCCACUGCCAGGCUUGGGAAGAGGAGCUCACGCAAGAAAUAGUUAGCCUGGAGCUGAUGGUCACCUA